AUGACACUUGCCAACCGCUGGGCUAUUCAAGGCAAACACCCUGGUUCAAACCCUGUUGCGCGGGGUGACAACCGGGGUGCUAGGCAAGCACGAGCUCAAGUAGCUGCUCUGAUAUCGUCCAACCCUAUAGUCACACGCCCAACACCUGAGAACAGGGCGGAACUUGUUUUGGACAAUGAUGAGGAACAAGCUGCUGAGGCGGCAGUUGCCCAAGGCCGCGAGCCGAAUCAUUGGCGUCAAAAGCCCAGCUCCAGGAAUACGCAUGGCGUCUCCCGUCUUGUGCUUCAGCUUGCAAAGCUACACUUCUGGGCGUAUGCGCUUGCCAAGGGGCCAUACCAGACUCGUGCCGUUUUUAUAACAUGGGUGCGGGUCUUGUGGCGCAAGACGUGGCUGAUGGAGGCCCCAGGAACACCCUUUUGUGAUAUAACCGACAAGGAAAUACAAGUGGUUAUAGCGGGUCUUGUUACAAAACGCGGCCGUGCCAAAGAACAGCUGCGUUCUGCCAUUGAGUUCCUCCUUGGCUUCAAUCAGUUUGCUAUGACUCCUGAGGAGGUAGCGUUGAACAUAUCUGCGUUCCAGCGCCACCAUCCAAACUCGUUCCACUGUUUAGAGCAAGAGCCGGAGCGCCGUGGCCACUAUGAGUCCGAGCUUAUGCACCACGCGUUUGCUCUUGCGUUAUUCCAUAAUGAGGGAGCCGUUGGCGUAGUCUUCUCUGAAUACUUUGAAGACUUGGCGCCGGCCACCGUAGUGUUUAUUUUGGCUAACAUCCAAUUCUGCCUUGAGGAAUGGUCCACUGGAAAGCACAAGAACCGGGACCUUGGGACCAGGCAGAUGCUCGCCAAGUUUGAGAGCCAUCUGAUGGCCUGGAACAAGUUCCGACGCACCGCGCCUUGUUGUGCACGGGCCCUCACUUGCGAGUGGUUUGAAUACGGGCUGCAUUACUCCAACGCUACGCAGCCUGUCAAAGAGCAAGGGCUUCUGCCCUCACAGGUCGCUGAGUUUUGUGCCAACACCCCCACCGCCAAGGAACCCAACCAGUCGGACCGAACCCUAAACAAGCAAGUCGCUUAUACGCAGCAGAUUCAAGAGCUGGGGUUGGACGAGGAGUUUGAUGAGGGGCCGGGCAAAGAGAGCGGCAAGGGGCUUAUACAGGAAGUAGACGAGGAAAUGGCGGACUUGUGGAUGCAGGAAUGGGUUGACAACAACAAAUGGGAACAGGUCCAAGAGGAUGACGAAGGAAUGGAAGGCGGCAAGAGUGGAGAUGAGGAGAACAAUGCAGCACUCACCGCAGAGGAGCCGGUCGAGUACAACGACAACGGACGGAUUAGUGCACGGUCGAAGGGCAAGGGCCCGGCCACCCACUAG
This is a messenger RNA of Rhizoctonia solani, 1365 nucleotides long. RefSeq lists its product as uncharacterized. The transcript has 6 exons. The coding region runs from base 1 to 1365 and encodes 454 amino acids. The record is from RefSeq and is a predicted model, not a curated record. NCBI's taxonomy places the organism in Eukaryota, Fungi, Basidiomycota, Agaricomycetes, Cantharellales, Ceratobasidiaceae.